UUUUAUCACUAUGCCUAUGCACAGAGCGAUAAUCUGGUUAAUAUUGAGUACUUUUUUUACUACUAUUGAGUUUUUUGUCCUUUUUAAAUCAAGUUUCGCUUAUUCCAUCACUAAUUUGACUAUAAUAGUCCACGAUGCCGAGCAAGUAUUCUUUGGGACAAUGCUGAGAACAAUUCUCGAGCGGGUUCGUAUAGUAAAGGCGCAUGUAAUAAAUGUGUGCGAUAGGACUUCUCAAGAGACAAGAAAGCGUAAGAAUCUAGAAAAGGUGGAAGCUUUAUCGAGGAAGUCUCAACACGGUAUAAGUUCCUUGCACGAGGUGUACGAGUCCUUACACAAAUGCUCCGAACAACUUAACUCAAUGAUGAGCUUUCCGAUGAUGACGAUACUGCUGGCAUCUGGGCUGUCGACAAUAAUCUUGUUAAAAUACGCAUUCUCAAUUUUUCAAGCCAAUGACGAGUCACAAGAUAUGCUGUUACUGGUAUACGUCUUUAUCAGAUGUUUUAAGUACACAAUUUUGGUGAUUAUACCGUGUUAUUACUCGAGCAAGACCACAACGCAAGUCUCCAUCAUACGGAAAACUCUUCACGAUGCGCUGAACAGUGAUCAGUACGUAUUUGUUACAGAUAAGAUAGACUGCCGCCGUCUGAAGGCGUUCUUCCAGCUGACCCGUGACAGUGAGUUUGCGUAUGCGCUAUGGGGCGUGAUCAACCUCAACAUGUCGCUGCCGCUCAGUUACAUCAGCCUUUGCACCACAUACUUAGUCAUCAUCAUACAGUUCUCCAAGUUCAUUGACUAAUGCCAUCAGAUAACGACUACGUCCGUGCCGUGGGAUA
Molecule: messenger RNA, 833 nt
Organism: Cydia strobilella
Lineage: Eukaryota; Metazoa; Arthropoda; Insecta; Lepidoptera; Tortricidae
Exons: 4
Coding region: 11-796 (261 amino acids)
Biological process (GO): sensory perception of taste
Cellular component (GO): membrane
Source: RefSeq, a predicted model, not a curated record